AUGUUAUUACUUACGUUUUUCUUUCUUUUUGCUGUUUCUUUUUUAUUCGUUGGUUUUUACUUUGUUUCUUUCUUUGCCGUUUUUUUUUUUGAAAUUGCUUUUUACUAUUUUCUAUUUACACUUGGCUUUCUUUCUUUCUUUCUUUCUUUCUUUCUUUCUUUCUUUCUUUUCUUUCUUUCUUUCUACUCCCUGAAAAUUCUUUUCUUAUUUCUUUCUUUUUUCCUGUUUUUCUCCCUGAUAUCCACCACUACCUUUGUUUAUUCAAUGGAUUUUCUUUUCUUUCUCACCUCGUUUUCAUAUGAGCUUUUCUUUCAUUUGUUGUCCAUUUUAUUCAUCACUUUUAGUUGUUCGUUUAAUUCUGUCUGGUCUUUCUUUCUCAAUUAUUUAAAUGUAACAUUAAUUUUUAUCUUUCUUUGCUUUUUUUCAAUUUUCUGUUUACCCUUGACUUUUCUCUCUUUCUUUCUUUCUUUCUUUCUUUUAAUUGUGUCUUCUGUUUGUCCUUUAAUUAAUUGUUUCAUUCUUCUUAUUUCCCUCCUUCUUUCUUUCUUUCUUUCUUUCUAUUUACUCUCGGCUUUCUUUCUUUCUUUCUUUCUUUCUUUCUUUCUUUCUUUCUUUCUUUCUUUCUUUUUCUUUCUUUCUUUCUUUGCUUUUUUCUAUUUUCUAUUUACCCUUGGGUUUCGUUCGUUUUCUUUCUUUCUUUCUUUGCUAAUAUCCAUUUUCUAUUUACCCUCGGUUUUCUUUCUUUCUUUCUUUCUUUCUUUCUUUCUUUCUUUCUUUCUUUCUUUCUUUCUUUCUUUCUUUCAGCUAUUUUCUAUUUAUCCUUGGCUUUCUUUCGUUUUUUUCUUUUCUUUCUUUCUUUCUUUCUUUCUUUCUUUCUUUCUUUCCUUAUUUCUUUCUUUCUUUGCUUAUAUCUAUUUUUAUUUACCCUCGGCCUUCUUUCUUUCUUUCUUUCUUUCUAUUUUCUAUUUACUCUCGGGUUUCUUUCUUUCUUUCUUUCUUUCUUUCUUUCUUUCUUUCUUUCUUUCUUUUCUAUUUACUCUCGGCUUUCUUUCUUUGCUUAUAUCCAUUUUCUAUUUACCCUCGGCUUUCUUUCUUUCUUUUUUUCUUUCCUUUAACUAUUUUCUAUUUAUCCUUGGCUUUCUUUCUUUUUUCUUUCUUUCUUUCUUUCUUUCUUUCUUUCUUUCUUUCUUUCUUUGCUUAUAUCCAUUUUUUAUUUACCCUCGGCUUUCUUUCUUUCUAUUUUCUAUUUACUCUCGACUUUCUUUCUUUCUUUCUUUCUUUCUUUCUUUCUUUCUUUCUUUCUUUCUUUCUAUUUACUUUCGGCUUUCUGUCUUUCUUUCUAUUUUCUAUUAA
Acanthosepion pharaonis is the source of this 1353-nucleotide messenger RNA. The record is from the annotation of a GenBank genome assembly. NCBI's taxonomy places the organism in Eukaryota, Metazoa, Mollusca, Cephalopoda, Sepiida, Sepiidae.